CUGAUCGAGGAGCGGGCGCAGCUUGAGUCGAGGCUUCAGGCGGAGACGGAGCUGUGCGCUGAGGCCGAGGAGAUGAGGGUGCGACUGGAGGCCAAGAAGCAAGAGCUGGAGGAGGUGCUGCAUGAGAUGGAGUCCCGGCUGGAGGAGGAGGAGGACCGCAGCAACGCCUUGCAGCAGGAGAGGAAGGACAUGGAGCAGCAGCUACAGAUGAUGGAGACCCACAUAGCAGAGGAGGAAGACGCUCGGCAGAAGCUGCAGCUGGAGAAGGUGGCUGUGGAAGGAAAGGUGAAGAAACUGGAGGAGGACGUUCUGAUCAUGGAGGACCAGAACAACAAACUGCAGAAGGAGCGAAAACUCCUGGAGGAGAGGAUGGCUGACAUGAGCUCUAACUUGGCCGAGGAGGAGGAGAAGUCUAAGAAUCUGACCAAACUCAAAGCCAAACACGAGUCCAUGAUCUCUGAUCUGGAGGUGCGCAUGAAGAAGGAGGAGAAGGGUCGUCAGGACAUGGAGAAGGCAAAAAGGAAGGUGGAGGCUGAGCUGGCCGAUCUGCAGGAGCAGCACGCCGACCUUGAAGGUCAACUAGGAGAUCUCCGAGGCCAGUUUGCGGCCAAGGAAGAGGAGCUCCAGGCCACACAGGGCCGCUUGGAGGAGGAGAGCAACCAGCGUGGGGCAGCUGUGAAGCGGGUUCGAGAGUUGGAGACUAUGCUCUCAGAGCUGCAGGAGGAUUUGGAAACAGAAAGGGUGGCGAGAGGGAAGGCCGAGGCAGCUCGACGGGAUCUAGGGGAAGAACUUAAUGCUCUACGCACCGAGCUGGAGGACAGUCUGGACACGACUGCUGCCCAGCAGGAGCUACGGGCAAAGCGAGAACAAGAGGUGGCCAUGUUGAAGAAAGCCAUGGAGGAGGAGGGACGGAGCCACGAGGCCCAAAUCCAGGACCUGAGACAGAAACAUGGCCAGGCUGUGGAGGAGCUCUCGGAGCAGCUGGAGCAAUCCAAGAGGGCGAGGGCCGGUCUGGAGAAAGCCAAGCAAGCUCUGGAGAAGGAGACGUCAGAUUUGAGUGCCGACCUGAGAUCCCUGGCCAGCGCCAAACAGGAUGUGGAGCACAAGAAGAAGAAGGUGGAGGGUCAGCUGAACGACCUGAACUCUCGCUUCAACGAGAGCGAACGGCAGAGGAACGAGCUGACGGAGCGAGUCUCAAAGAUGACUAUGGAGCUGGACAGUGUGACCGGUCUGCUGAACGAGGCUGAAGGAAAGAACAUCAAGCUGAGUAAAGACGUCUCCAGUCUGUCCUCUCAGCUCCAGGAUGCCCAGGAGCUGCUAUCAGAGGAGACCCGUCAGAAGCUGAAUCUGUCUGGACGUCUCCGUCAGAUGGAGGAGGAUAGGAAUAGCCUGAUGGAGCAGCUGGAAGAGGAGACUGAGAGCAAACGGGCAGUGGAGAGGCAGGCGUCCAGCCUCAACAUGCAGCUGUCUGACCACAAGAAGAAGCUGGAUGAGAUGUCGGGGACGGUGGAGAUGCUAGAGGAGGGGAAGAAGCGUCUGCAGCGUGAACUGGAGUCGGCCAACACAGAGUACGAGGAGAAGGCUUCAGCCUACGACAAGCUGGAGAAGAGCCGGAGCCGGAUGCAGCAGGAACUGGAGGACGUCCUCAUGGACCUGGACAGCCAGCGGCAGCUCGUCUCCAACCUGGAGAAGAAGCAGAAGAAGUUCGAUCAGAUGCUGGCAGAGGAGCGAGCUGUGUCGUGUAAGUUCGCAGAAGAGCGCGAUCGGGCGGAGGCAGAGGUGAGGGAGAAGGAGACGAGGGUGUUGGCCGUGACCAGAGCGCUGGAGGAGAACCAGGACGCUCUGGAGGAGGCAGAGAAGACCAUAAAGUCGCUCCGAGUUGAGAUGGAAGAUCUCAUCAGCUCCAAGGAUGACGUGGGAAAGAGCGUCCACGACUUGGAGAAGGCGAAGCGAGGCCUGGAGGCCAUCGUGGAGGAGAUGAGGACGCAGAUGGAGGAGCUGGAAGACGAGCUGCAGGUGGCCGAAGACGCCAAGCUGCGUCUGGAGGUCAACAGUCAGGCGCUCAAAGCUCAGCAUGAGAGGGAGCUGCAGGCCCGCGAUGAGAUGGGAGAGGAGAAGAGGAAGCAGCUCCUCAAACAGGUGCGAGAGCUGGAGUCGGAGCUGGAGGAGGAGAGGAAACAGCGAGGUCAGGCAUCCGCCGGGAAGAAGAAGCUGGAGGGGGAGCUGAAGGACAUGGAGGACCAGCUGGAGGCCACCAGCAGGGGGCGUGAAGAGGCGCUCAAGCAGCUGCGCAAAAUCCAGGGCCAGGUGAAGGACCUCCAGAGGGACCUGGAAGACUCUCGUGCAGCCCAGAAGGAGGUUCUCGCCACAGCCAGAGAGUCUGAGCGCAGAUCCAAGGCCAUGGAGGCCGACAUCAUCCAGCUGCACGAGAUGUUGGCAGCAGCUGAGAGAGCUCGCAAGCAGGCAGAGACGGAGAGAGACGAGCUGUCUGAAGAGCUGGCCAGUAACUCCUCUGGGAAGUCGCUGCUGUCGGACGAAAAGCGCCGCCUGGAGACGAAGAUCAGCCAGCUGGAGGAGGAGCUGGAGGAGGAGCAGGCCAAUGUGGAGAGCCUCAACGACCGGCUGAGGAAGAGCCAGCAGCUGUUGGAGCAGCUGGGAGGAGAGCUGACAGCAGAGAGAGCUUCCUCCCAGAGCAGGGAGGGAUCCAGGCAGCAGCUGGAGAGACAAAACAAGGAGCUGAAGGCCAAACUGCAGGAGAUGGAGGGGCAGGGCCGCUCAAAACUCAAGUCCUCCAUCGCUGCUCUGGAGGCCAAACUGAGAGAGGCCGAAGAGCAGCUGGAGAUCGAGAGCAGAGAACGGCAGACCAGCGCCAAGAAUCUGCGUCAGAAAGAGAAGAAGCUGAAGGAUUUCACCAUCCAGAUGGAGGAUGAGAGGAAGCAGGCGCAGCAAUACAAAGACCAGGCGGAGAAGGGCAACAUUCGAGUGAAGCAGCUGAAGCAUCAGCUGGAGGAGGCAGAGGAAGAGGCGCAACGUCUGGUGGCGGCCCGCAGGAAACUGCAGAGGGAGCUGGAUGAGGCGACUGAGGCCAACGAUGCUCUCAACAGAGACGUGGCUUCACUCAGGAGCAAGCUGAGACACUCCUGAUCUGCAAACUGUCCUUAAAGCUUCCUGGGAAAAUUCUCUUCCUUAACAACCUUUUCCAUUUUUUUUCAUUUCCUUAUCGCUCUCCUCCUCCUCCCUCCGGCUCUGCUUCAAGAUUUCAGGGGCUUUAACUUUUACAAAAAAAUAAAAAUCUUACCUUGCAACAAGCUUUAUUUUCCCUUUCUUCCUCUGUCCUGCUGACCCUCCUCUUCCUCCUCUUUUCUCUUCCUCCUGAUGUGUCGGGUGUUCCCAGGCGUGGCGGCGGCAGCGGCGGCGGCAGUGAGGCGGUGUUCAGCAGCCCCAGUCCUCGGAGCAGCAGUGGCGCCGGCGGCAGCAGCAGCAUCAGGAGCUUGGGGCUGGGAGGCAGCAUCAGUCGGAGGAGCACCAUCAAAGAGAACUCAGUGGAGAUGCACGAGGAAGAGCCUCGCUCCCCAUCUCCUCCUGCCUGCACCCCACCUCUGGAGGCCCACGAGGAGGCCUACACCUGCUCUGCCGACGAGUAGCUGGACCAGACUCUUUACUAUGACGGGAUUUCAAGUGAAGUGAGCUGUUCCAAAAAUGUCUUUACACUUUAUGUUUGAAAAUUUCCCCUUUUAAUAAUAAUGCUCCAAAACCACAGGACAGUCCUGGAUAUUUUAACAAUUACAUAAUUACAAGCUAUUUGAGGGGAAUGUAGGUGGGGGAAAAUAAUUAUUCCCCAAAAAAACAGCACCAAGAAAGUGUAGGCUACAAGUUACUGUGUCAAAAACACACAAAAAUCAACACUCUCCCUACCACACUAAUACCAAUGUCAUUCUCAUAAUAGUGUUCUAUUUAUUCUCUAAAUUAUUUUUGAACAUUUUAAGACAUAUGAUCUGUAAACUUUGUAUUUUUCAAGGAAAAAUGUCAAACCUCUGCUUGUUCCAACCUUUCAGAUGUGAGAAUUUGCUGCUUUUGAAUUGUUGAUGGCAUAAAGAACAUUAUGUUGGCCCUACUUACUGACAUUUUAUAUAAACAACUCACUUAUAAUUUAAUCAGGAAAAUAUUCAACAAGAUUUAUGAGAAAAAUAUUCAUUUGUUUAAAUCAUUUUACGUCACUUGUAAUUCACUUAUAGCUCUAUGAAAUCUUUUUUUUUGGUCCUGCCUCGUGACUCUUUCUGCCCUAAAUAUGCACAUUCUUCUCAAAUCAUUGUUUUUUCAUUUUAAAUAACUUUUGAUGCGCUAUUUGUUCACCAGUUAGGAAUUUUCCACCUUUCCAUCUGAGAAAUUAGUUUUUUUUUUUGUGAAAUUGCUCCAAAAACUACAGAAUUCCUACAUAAACUAAAGUAAAGCUGCUGGAUUUAUCUAAAAUCUAAAAGCAAGUUGAUCUUAAUUUCUGCCUUUGUGUAUAAUUUCUACAUUUCUUUUCAAUUUCAUGCCAACCGAAGUUUCAAAAUGCUUCAACAGACAGUACUGUCUACAUUAUUCCAGAGUUACAGUGGAUACAUUUAGUCACUAUUUAUAUUAUUAGCAGCUUCAAUCCAAAAGUACCACCACCCUUCAGAAGUAGUGUAUUCUCGUAGUUUAAUCGUAGCAACUGGACUUGCUUGAGUUCCUUGAAGACGUUUCACCUCUCAUCCAAGAGGCUUCAUCAGGUGUGACUGACUAGUUGGGAGUUCCAGAUACUUAUAUUCUUUCGGAGGCAUUAACACUUGAAGAGAACACUUAGAGACUCAAGCAAGUCCAGUUGCUACGAUAAAACUGUGAGAAUAACCAUGACUUGGAUGGCUGAGAAUCUUCUCAGACACUUUACCCACCUAUGUUUAUAUCCCCUCACAACUAAAGCUAAACAUAGCACAACUUCGGAGCCCCUCAAGUUUGGCAAAUUCACAUCCCCCCCAGACAACUUAACACCCAUUCACACCUCAAGACAGACGACUCUAACAUCUCCCCUCCAGUCAGAACUGAAGAAGCCUUUAAGAUAAGAAAUGCGUUCAUCAACCAAACGCAUAGCCCUUUAUUUAGUACUUAAACAUGAACCAUCUGUAUUUAUCUUCAAGAUUAAACAGUAAGAAAUUGUUAGAAACUAAAAUUAAGCUCUCAAGACCCAUACAAGUCUGCCAUUCAGUGUAAACGCUGCAAUUAAUUGAAAGUUAAAAGCAUUUUGAAUUACUGGAGGUUCUCACAACAGCUGAAAGAGCUGCUGACACAUCACACAAGUUCACCCAAACCUCCCAUCAUGGGAGGUUUGAUUUCCUUUGUUUGGAUGUAACAACAGACAGUUGUUGUUUAACCGGCUGAUUCCAAUUGGUUUAGCUUUAAUUAGUAAAAUGACCUCUUUAUUCAAUAAAAUAAUUAGGAAUUGAGCACAAAGGAAGUAUGAAUGCUGUAGAUGUUAACUGUCUGGAAUCAAAUUAUCAAUUUGUCAUUUUGUUAGGAGAGAUGAAGCCAAUAAAAAUAUUUUCAGUGUUUGUGGACUAAUAUAACUUAAUUUAUGUGAAAUAAUAUAUUUAUAUUUACUUCAUAUUCCAGGUAGUUUAAAUAAUUCCCAUAUAUACAGUCAGUUUGUGCCUUUUAGACAUCAUCAUUAUGUCAGACACAGAGCUUACAGAGUUUAGGGUUGUAUAUCUUAGAAAUCGUUGUUCUAAAGUAAAUCUACUAUAAUCUAAAUAAACAUUCUAAACAGCUGCAGGAAAUAUAUUCUCUGCUGCAUAAUAUAAAGAACAUUUAACCUUUUUUUUUUUUUUAGGUUGAAACUGUGUGUCCUAAUCUAAAUGGCCACAAGUGACAGAUCUCCUUAGAUGUUUUGUGCAACAAGAAAAAUAUUAAGAUGAAUGUAUGACGAUAUGAAAUAGGCAAAGAAACAUCAAUACAACAAUUUAAAUGAUGAUGACAUUUUUAAAUUUAGGUUUUUGUAUGUUCAAAUUCAGCAGGGAAAUGUGUCACUUGUGGCCGCAAUCUUUGGAUUACAAAAUAAAGCUGCAAAAUUUUUGGAAAGCGUCUUUGAGUAUCUUAAGAAGCGCUAUAUAAGUAUUAUGUAUUAUUAUUAUUAUCAACAUUAAAAUGUGAAUUAUUUCAAUCCAGAGUGUUUUUUUCAUCUAGAUGAUUAGAAAAGUACGAGGAUAAUUAAGUCUGUGUUUAAGAGCAUCCUGUUUUGUUUUUGUUUUUCUGAACAAUUACUAGGUUUUUCAGAAAAUUAUACUCAGUUCUCUGUGAUCAGAGCCUACUGGUGAUAAAUAAAAGGCACAAACUGGGACUAGUUCUUUAUGCACUUCAUUGGAGGGUUUGCAGAAUAUGUUAAGAGAAUCUGUUUGCUUUGAAACUGAAUGUAAAAUUCUAUUUGUAGCCCAGGUGUUUUAUAUACAUUCUUGAGAUUGUGUGAUUUUAAACCUCACAGAUACACAAUAUAUACUUAUAAUAAAAGUGACGUGUACUACGACUGCUGUGGCGCAGGACUGUCUGCUUUGUGAACCAAAGAAGUGCUAUUAAAUUGCUACCAAACCAUUA
Stegastes partitus (bicolor damselfish) is the source of this 6606-nucleotide messenger RNA. Its product is annotated as myosin-11-like. The annotation marks the transcript as partial. The transcript has 20 exons. NCBI's taxonomy places the organism in Eukaryota, Metazoa, Chordata, Actinopteri, Pomacentridae. The record is from RefSeq and is a predicted model, not a curated record. Gene Ontology annotation, cellular component: bicellular tight junction; myosin complex.